Telopea speciosissima is the source of this 1524-nucleotide messenger RNA. RefSeq names its product xanthotoxin 5-hydroxylase CYP82C2-like. NCBI's taxonomy places the organism in Eukaryota, Viridiplantae, Streptophyta, Magnoliopsida, Proteales, Proteaceae. The record is from RefSeq and is a predicted model, not a curated record. Gene Ontology annotation, molecular function: heme binding; monooxygenase activity; iron ion binding. The coding region runs from base 7 to 1485 and encodes 492 amino acids. The transcript is spliced from 2 exons. Gene Ontology annotation, biological process: defense response to other organism.
CACGCCAUGGAGGCUCCAGAAGUACCUGGAGCAUGGCCUAUAAUCGGCCACAUCUUUAAACUAGCAUCCCCUCAGCCCCUUUUCCGAACACUUGCAGACAUGGCUGACAAGCACGGACCAGCCUUCACUCUCCGAUUCGGCAUCCAUCGAACACUUAUCAUUAGCACUUGGGAGUUAGCGAAGGAGUGCUUCACCACAAACGAUUUGGCCCUCGCAAACCAUCCAAUAAGUGCAUCCGGCAACUACAUGUCCUUCGAUUAUGCAAUGUUUGGGUUCGCACCCUACGGACCCUACUGGCGUGAGGCACGAAAGUGUGUUGUGCUCGAGUUGCUCUCCAACCGCAGGCUUGAAUCCCUCAAACAUGUCCGAUAUGCACAGAUUGAGAAUUGUAUGAAGGAUCUACAUGGGCUUUGGGUGAAGAACAAUAGCAAUCAAGUUAAGGUGGAAAUGAAUCGAUUGUUUCGAGAUCUAACCAUGAAUUUGAUCCUCAAGAUGGUUGUCGGAAAACGAUAUUUGUUGAGUAUCGCGGAUACAGAGCACGAUGAAGAGGUUCAAAGGAUCCAGAAAACAAUUGAUGAUUUCUUUGAGCUAUCUGGUGCCGCAGUUGCAUCGGAUUUGCUUCCGAGUUUCUUAUCGUGGAUGGAUUUUGACGGGAGACAGAGGGCCAUGAAGAGGACUGCUGUGGAGAUGGAUGCGAUUUCAGAGAGAUGGCUUCAAGAACAUCGGCAAAAGAGAUUAUCUGGGAGGGUUAAUGGUGAUGAGAAAGACUUAAUUGAUGUGAUGCUUUCAAUUCUUGAAGAAGGUUCUCAGUUACAUGGCCAUGAUCGUGAUUCAGUAGUGAAGGCAACCGCACUGAAUUUGAUCUUAGCGGGCACAGAUAGCACUGCGGUGUCCCUUUCAUGGGUUAUUUCUCUAUUACUAAACCACAAGAAAGUCUUAACAAAGGCUCAAGAUGAGUUGGACAUUCAAAUUGGGAAGGAUAGGAAUGUGGAAGAUAAAGAUAUUGAUAAACUUGUGUAUCUACAAGCAAUAAUCAAGGAAACACUUCGUCUAUACCCAGCAGGACCGCUCUUAGUUCCCCAUGAAGCCAUAGAAGACUGCAAUUUUUCAAGUGGCUUUAGAGUCUUAAAAGGAACACGUGUGUUCGUGAAUGCUUGGAAGAUACACCGAGACCCACGCGUGUGGUCAAACCCUUUGGAAUUCCAACCAGAGAGAUUUCUUACAAGCCAUGCUGAUGUUGAUGUACGUGGAAAAAACUUUGAGUUGAUUCCUUUCGGGUCGGGUAGAAGAUCGUGCCCGGGGAUCUUGUUUGCCCUCCAGUCCUUGAGCAUGACAGUUGCCCGGUUGCUUCAUGGGUUCAAUCUACAAACACCUUCUGAUUUGUCUGUGGAUCUGACUGAGGGCAUUGCAGGUAUAACACUGUCUAAGAAAUUCCCAUUGGAAGUCCUCCUUAGCCCUCGACUUCCUUCCCAUCUCUAUGCAUAAGAAAUAUAUAUUUUUUUCUUUUUUCUUUUUUAUUUUUUU